GUUCAACUAGUUACCAACGCCACUCCAUCCGGUUCCCUGGACGGCGCCGGUUCGGCGACGGAUCGGCGCCCAAGCCGACGGAACCAGCCCGCUCCUUUUCCUUGCAGGACUAACCGGUUGGUGGACUUGGUUGAUGGACUGGCAGUGCGAAUGGGACAAGAGAGAAGGAGAUUUCCACGCCUCGGCUACCCGACCCGAGGGCGCGCUGCGCCGCGAUGCCGAUGCGGUGUGAUGCGAUACCAAUGCCGUGCGAUGCGCUCCGGGCGCAGUGCGGAGUUGUGUGUGAGAGAAGGGAGGGUUUCUUUCUCAGCUUGUUCAAUUCCUGUCAACGAUGCAUGGACCUUUGCUGGUGAGGUCCUCGCUCCUCUCUCUCUCUCUCUCUUUCUUCUCUCUACACACUCUCUCUCUCCUUUGCAUCCUUUCCGCGGCAUCCCUCGCCCAACAUCUCUCCCCUGCUCGCUGUACCUUCUGGAAUCAACUCACCUGGUCACUGCUCCGAGAUUUGUUUGCCCCCUUGGCACAGCCCGCCGCCGCCGCCACCACCCCGGGUUGACACGGACGACCCCUCGGUCGACUUAGACGCCCGUCCGCUCCGGUAUAAGUGAGACACGCGACCCGACGAUAUUGCCGUCACCUCCAACACACGCACGCACGCAAGACUUUUUUCCGCCGCACGACUGCAUAGUUACGGGUGCGGAUAGGUCCAUGGCCAUCCUUUGCAACUAGUACACCAUGGAUGAAAAGAACUUGGACGCACAACAACAACAACAUCAACAUCAACAACCUGCUCCUCCGGUCGCAGCCACGCCCAGGUCACCCUCGACCGCCAACACCGUGACUUGGCAGCACCAUGGCCAGCUGUCGGAGGAUCGCUCUGCACUGCCGCGCUCUAGCUUCGACGCGGAGAAGCACGAACAUCUGCGCGACCUGACGGACGACUCGGACGAUGACGAGGCCUCCUCCACGUCGGAAUCCAGCCGGGACCGCAGCUGCAGCGACGAGCCGUCGGCUCCGGGACCCCCUCGCGUCGCCGCCAGGGCCAAAACGUCAGUCAAGGCGGCGGCGGCAAGAGGCGAUGUCCUGUCUCGGACCGUCUCCGAGGUCAGAGACGGCAUCCCCAACCAGCGGGAUCUCGAGCUCGGCGGCGUUGAUGGCAACAAUGACGGGGACAAGUUGGCGGCGGCGUCGGCCGGGGAGGGGGGAGAGCCCGUUGCCGCCGUCGCCAUGGACAACGACCCGAAUCUCGUGCAGUGGGCAGGCCGCGACGACCCGGACAACCCCAAGAACUGGACCAUGAAGCGCAAGUGGGCGGCGGUGCUGUGCGUGUCCUCGUUCACGCUCAUCUCGCCGGUGGCGUCGUCGAUGGUGGCGCCGGCGCUCAACGCCAUCGGCGACGACCUGGCCAUCGAGGGCGAGCUGGAGCGCGCCCUCGUGCUGUCCAUCUUCGUGGCCGCCUACGCCCUCGGCCCCCUCGCCUGGGGCCCCCUGUCGGAGCUGUACGGGCGCACCAUCGUGCUGCAGUCGUCCAACCUCGUCUUCCUCGUCUUCAACCUCGGCUGCGGCUUCGCCCGCACCGAGGCCCAGAUGAUCGCCUUCCGCUUCCUCGCCGGCAUCGGCGGCUCGGCGCCCCUGGCCAUCGGCGGCGGCCUCCUCAGCGACCUCUUCGACCCGGAGCAGCGCGGCAAGGCCAUGAGCGUCUACUCGCUCAUGCCGCUGCUGGGCCCGGCCAUCGGCCCCAUCGCCGGCGGCUGGAUCGCCGAGCGCACCAGCUGGCGCUGGGUCUUUUACAGCACCACCAUCGCCUGCGGCGUCGUCCAGGCCGCGGGCCUGCUCUUCCUCCAGGAGACGUACGCGCCCGUCCUGCUGCAGCGCCGCCGCGCCCUCCUCGCCCGGCAGACGGGCAACGCCCUCCUGCGCACCGCCUACGACCGCCCGGACCGCACCCUCGCGCAGACGCUCGCCGUCGCCCUCACCCGGCCCUUCCGCCUGCUCCUCACCCAGCCCAUCGUGCAGGUCAUGUCCCUCUACAUGAUGUACCUCUACGGCAUGAUCUACCUCGUCCUCUCCACCUUCCCCGCCCUCUGGACCGGCACGUACCACGAGUCGGUCGGCGUCGGCGGCCUCAACUACCUGUCGCUGGGCAUCGGCUUCUUCAUCGGCACGCAGGUCUGCGCCCCGCUGCAGGACCGCAUCUACGCCGCCCUCAAGCGCCGCUACGUGCCCGGCGGCGGGCCCGGCCGCCCCGAGUUCCGCGUCCCCAUGAUGGUCCCCGGCGCCCUCCUCGUCCCCGCCGGCCUGCUCGUCUACUCGUGGACCGCCGACGCCGCCGCCCACUGGGUCUGGCCCAACGUCGGCGCCGCCAUCUACGCCGCCGGCACCAUCAUCAGCUUCCAGUGCGUCCAGGGCUACAUGGUCGACUCGUACGCCCGCUACGCCGCCAGCGCCGUCGGCGCCAUGACCGUCCUGCGCAGCCUCGCCGGCUUCGGCUUCCCCCUCUUCGCCCCCUACAUGUACGCCGCCCUGGGCUUCGGCAAGGGCGGCACCGUCCUCGCCGCCUGCGCCGUCGGCAUCGGCUGGCCGAGCCCCGUCUUGCUGUGGGUGUACGGCGCGAGGCUGCGCGCCAGGAGCAAGUUUAGCAGCUAAAAAGUCUGUUUUCUUCUCCUUCUUCUCCUUUUCCCUCUUUGGCCCACCGAUGCCCCUCUCGUUUGGGGUGGUUUCUUCUCUCUAGUCAUUUUUCUCAUCAUCGAUAUGAAUAUUACCCGGCAUAGCGUGGCUACGGCAUCAUCGAAACAAGUUCUGUGAAAGCAUCAUACUGGAGACGGCUACAAGCAGCAUUGAGGGGCGUUUU
Molecule: messenger RNA, 2848 nt
Organism: Purpureocillium takamizusanense
Lineage: Eukaryota; Fungi; Ascomycota; Sordariomycetes; Hypocreales; Ophiocordycipitaceae
Exons: 1
Coding region: 733-2643 (636 amino acids)
Biological process (GO): transmembrane transport
Molecular function (GO): transmembrane transporter activity
Source: RefSeq, a predicted model, not a curated record